This is a messenger RNA of Sphaeroforma arctica JP610, 171 nucleotides long. RefSeq lists its product as hypothetical. The transcript has 2 exons. The record is from RefSeq and is a predicted model, not a curated record. Lineage: Eukaryota; Ichthyosporea; Ichthyophonida. The coding region runs from base 1 to 171 and encodes 56 amino acids.
AUGAACAAUGCCGACCAGACGGAGGCGGUGCUGAUGGAAUUUGUGGCUGCACGCAGGCGCGAGAAUGGCGAUCCUAUAUUCCAGCUGAAUUGGUGCCAGCAACAUGAAUUCGACCCAAACUUUAUGUUGGCUGCCAAAUUUAUCAUGGAUGUUGGGCAAAAACAACACUAA